This is a messenger RNA of Octodon degus (degu), 1889 nucleotides long. Its product is annotated as CDKN2A-interacting protein-like. Gene Ontology annotation, cellular component: nucleolus; nucleoplasm. The record is from RefSeq and is a predicted model, not a curated record. Lineage: Eukaryota; Metazoa; Chordata; Mammalia; Rodentia; Octodontidae.
GCUGUUGUUUAGUGUUGGGCCUCUCGAGGGGCGUUUUCCAAAAGGCCGCCGGUACAAGCCUCAGUGACAGGGCCGCUCGCCCCUGCGCACCGUCUCCUGCCCGCUGCACGUUUGCUCGCGUCUUCCGCGGCAUGCAGAUCCAACAUGGCGCGGGAGGUGUCCGAGUACCUGAGCCAGAACACGCGGGUGGCCGCCUGGGUGGAGUCUCUGCGCUGCGAGGGCGAGACUGACAAACGCUGGAGCCACCGCAGCGAGUUUCUGCUUCGAAACGCUGGGGAGCUGGCGCCCGCUGGCGGCGUCGACUCCACUAACGCAGACGAAGCUGCCGACGCCGAGAGCGGGGCCCACAGUCGGCAAUUGCAGCAGCUCAUCUCUUUUUCCAUGGCUCGGGCAAACCAUGUCUUCUUAGGGUGCCGGUACUCUCAAAAAGUUAUGGAUAAAAUUCUUAGUAUGGCUGAAGGCAUCAAAGUGACAGAUGCUCCAAUCCAUACAACAAGAGACGAAAUGGUUGCCAAAGAAGAGCCAUCCAAAAAACGAAUUGUUGAAGGAAAAAGCAAUUCUGCAGUUGAGCGAGAUCUUGCAAAAAUUUCUGCCAUAACAGAACGAACAUCAGCUCAGCAAGAAAACAGUUCAACGAGUUCAGGGUCAUCCGCCAAAUCAGAGAGUAGUGGUAACUCCACGACGGGCUCUGGCGGGUCUGUUCAGAAUAACUCUGCAAGUGAAGGAGGUGGAUCUGUGUCUGGCCAGAGCAGCAGCAGCACUUCCACUCAGGUAACAGCAGGAUCUAGAAAAGCUUCUGAAUCUGAAGCUCCAGAUAAAGAUGGGUCAGCAACAUUUGUUUCUUCAUUGUUGAAGUCUAGUGUGAAUAGUCACAUGACUCAGCCCAGUGAUUGCAGACAACAGAGUGGAUCACCUAAGAAGAGUGCUUUAGAAGGCUCAUCAGUCCCAGCUUCUCAGAGCAAGAUUGAGGUGCCCUUGUUGGGCACCUCUGGGAGCUCAGAGGUGGAGUUGCCAUUGUUGUCUUCUAAACCUAGUUCAGAGACAACGUCAAGUGGGCUGACUUCCAAAACUAGCUCAGAGGCAGGUGUUUCGUCAUCAGUAUCCAAAAACAGUUCUUCUUCAGGCACAUCAUUACUGACUUCCAAGAGCAGCUCAACAAAUACAUCAUUGCUAACUUCCAAAAGCACUUCCCAGGUAGCUGCAUCACUGUUAGCUUCCAAGAGCAGCUCCCAGGCCAGUGGAUCUUUGGUUUCUAAAAGCACUUCCUUAGCAAGUGUGUCCCAGCUUGCAUCUAAGAUUAGCUCACAGAGUAGUAGCACCUCACAGUUGCCUUCUAAAAGUACUUCACAGUCAACUGAGAGUUCAGUCAAAUUCUCUUUUUGCAAGUUAACCAAUAAGGAUGUGAAACAGAAGCAACCUUUCUUCAAUAGACUGUAUAAGACAGUGGCAUGGAAGUUGGUAGCUGUUGGUGGCUUUAGUCCCAGUGUGAAUCAUGGAGAGCUCCUAAACGCAGCUAUUGAGGCGCUAAAAGCAACCCUGGAUGUGUUUUUUGUCCCUCUAAAAGAACUAGCAGAUCUGCCUCAAAAUAAAAGCUCUCAAGAAAGUAUUGUUUGUGAAUUGAGAUGCAAGUCUGUGUAUUUGGGCACUGGCUGUGGCAAAAGCAAAGAAAAUGCAAAAGCAGUUGCAUCAAAAGAAGCAUUAAAGUUGUUUCUCAAGAAAAAGGUGGUGGUAAAAAUAUGUAAAAGAAAAUACAGAGGCAGUGAAAUAGAAGAUCUUGUACUCCUUGAUGAAGAAUCAAGACCUGUAAACUUACCUCCAGCAUUAAAGCAUCCUCAAGAAUUACUAUAAUAUGUCCAAAUAAUCAUUGCAUAUAAUGUCUAGGAUUUGAA